CAAAAUUCAUGGGCCCAGCUCUGUCCAGUUUUGUCGCUGUUUUGUACUUAAAUGAUUAGACUAUUCAAUUAUUUAACGAGUUGGGCUUAUAACAAAAUGAGCCGGGCUUAGAUAAAUAUUAACGAUAUGCGAAUUUUGAAAGGUUUAGAUUUAUGCGGCUAACAUUUAUGGAGAAUGAUGAAAUAAAGACAAAAUAAUUAAAAAUUAAAAAGGUUUAGAUUUUGAAUAAACGCGAGCGAAGCAGAAGCGUAGGUUCUCAAAUCACGAAUAGCCUCCCGAAUCAUCGCCGGCGAUCGACGGUGCUGCUGCUUCUACGUCCGGCGAGGAAUUUUUCUGGAUUUUGUUUUCGCAUUGAUUAAUCCCAGAGAUUCUUCAUCGAGGUUUUUCAGAUUAUUAGGAUUUGCUUCGACGAGGCGUCGACGAGGGAUUUGAAAAAUAUUGGUGAACAACGAAUCGGUGAAGAAUUGGAGCAAAUUGUUUGUUCCUGAGGAUUCAUCAGAGUAGAUUUUGUUGUUUUGGUUAAUGUAUAUUUUGGACUUGAGAGUUUGGGGGAUUUUGAAAUCUUAGAUUUUGAAGAAAGCUAGCUACUAGAAUGGGUUAGAUAGAAUGAUUGGAAGGAGAUUCGAGUGAUGUUAAACGAUUUGGUUGAGAAUUAUGAUUCGAAAGGGAAUUAGCUCUUUGCAGUUUCAAUGGCUGAUUCCUCGAGAAUUAGUCUCUCUGAGAGAGACGUUGAACAGGCCAUUACGUCACUUAAGAAAGGAUCUUACUUGUUGAAAUAUGGGCGUAGAGGGAAGCCCAAGUUUUGUCCAUUCCAGCUCACAAGUGACGAGUCUGCAUUAGUAUGGUACUCUGGCAAAGAAGAGAAGCAGAUUAAGCUGAGUCAAGUCCUGAGAAUUGUUCCUGGACAACGCACGUCUACAUUUAAGAGAUAUCCACGCCCCGAGAAAGAGUAUCAGUCAUUUUCGCUCAUAUGUCCUGACAGGUCCUUGGAUUUGAUAUGUAAAGACAAAGAUGAAGCAGAAGUUUGGGUUGUUGGUUUGAAGUCAUUGAUUACUCGGGUAAAAGUCUCCAAAUGGAAAAACACUAUUAAACCUGAGAUCACUUCGGCGGAAUGUCCAACCCCUCAUGCACGAAGAGUGUCUCCAUUUGUAACAAUUCUUGUGAGUAACACUACGUUUUAUGUUUUUAGGAAUUUGAACGAACACCUUAUACUUUGCAUCAUCUUACCACAGGAUCAAGUUAUUCAACCCUCUAAUGAGACUUCUACACAAACCCGGUUGGGGAAAGUGUUUUCUGACAUUGUUUCAAUAACUGCACCCCCCAGUAAUAAUAAUCAAACAGAAACCAGUGCCAACCUUUUCUGUCCAUUUUCUCCGACUCCGGUAAAUGUUGAAAAUUCAAGUUUACGAUUCUCGACCAAUGACCCAAUUCGGCUCAGUCUAUCUAGCGCUGUGAGCACCUCUAGCCAUGGUUCAUAUCACGAAGACUUUGAUGCCUUAGGUGAUGUUUUUGUCUGGGGUGAAUCUAUAUGUGAUGGUGUACUUACCGGCACUGGAAAUUCAUUGAACUCCACGACAGAGGAUGUCCUUUUACCAAAAGCAUUAGAAUCAACUAUAGUACUUGAUGCCCAAAACAUUGCAUGUGGUAAAUGUCAUGCGGUUUUAGUUACCAAACAAGGAGAGAUCUUCAGCUGGGGUGAGGGAAAAGGUGGAAAGCUAGGACAUGGCUUAGAAACAGACGUCCAACAACCAAAGUUCAUUAGUAGUGUCAGAGGAUUGGGUUUCAAAUCUUUAGCCUGCGGAGAUUUCCAUACAUGCGCUAUUACUCAAUCUGGUGAUCUUUACAGUUGGGGUGAUGGCACUCAUAAUGUCGAUUUGCUUGGGCACGGGAAUGAAUCCAGCUGCUGGAUUCCCAAGAGAGUGACUGGUGCCUUACAGGGACUGUAUGUAUCAUAUGUCGCUUGCGGUCCCUGGCAUACAGCAGUAGUUGCAUCAUCAGGCCAGUUGUUCACGUUUGGAGAUGGAUCUUUUGGCGCUCUGGGUCAUGGAGACCGGAGAAGCACAAGUGUUCCCCGUGAAGUUAAAAUCCUAAGUGGACUAAUAGUAACGAAGGUUGCGUGUGGCGUUUGGCAUACAGCUGCACUGGUAGAAGUGACAAAUGAAGCAUCUGAGGCAGAAGUUGGCUCUUCACGCGGGCAAGUCUUCACAUGGGGGGAUGGCGAGAAAGGCCAGCUUGGUCAUGGUGACAAUGAUGCACAACUACUUCCCGAGUGUGUAAUUUCAUUGUCGAAUGAAAAUAUCUGCCAAGUUGCCUGCGGACAUAGUCUCACUGUUUCUCUUACAUCCACAGGACAUGUGUAUACAAUGGGUAGCACGGCUUAUGGGCAGCUUGGUAAUCCUACCGCCAAGGGAAACUUUCCUGCGCGUGUUGAAGGAGACAUAGUAGAGGCUUCUGUGGAGGAGAUUGCGUGUGGUUCUUAUCAUGUUGCAGUUUUGACAUCUAAAUCAGAAAUUUACACAUGGGGAAAGGGAUUAAAUGGCCAGUUAGGCCAUGGAACCAUUGAGAACAAAAGAGAACCUGCGGUUGUGGGUUUUCUGAAAGAAAAGCAAGUGAAGGCUAUAACAUGUGGAUCAAACUUUACUGCUGUGAUUUGUGUUCACAAAUGGGUACCUGGCUCUGAACAUUCUCUAUGUGCUGGUUGCCGCAAUCCCUUCAACUUUAGAAGAAAACGCCACAACUGUUACAACUGUGGUCUGGUAUUUUGUAAAGUAUGCAGCAGUAGGAAGUCUCUGAGAGCUGCUCUGGCACCUGAUAUGAACAAACCAUAUCGAGUGUGUUACGGAUGUUUUACCAAGCUGAAAAAAUCGAGAGAACCAUCUACUUCUACGCCAACUUCACGGGCCAGAAAACUUUUGAACAUGCGGAAAUCGACAGAUGUUUCAGAAAGAGACAGCUUAACUCAAAAGUUCCUCUCAGCGCAUGCCAGAAUAUCGUCUGCUGACUCUUUAUUGCAUUACGGUGAAAGAAGGCACCACAGACGAGACUUAAAACCGGAAGUAAAUAACAGUAAUGUCUUCCCUUCCAUGAAUGGCAGUUUACAGCUUGUUGGUUCGCCAUUAUCCAAAGGAUCAACAGCUUUGCCUAAAAUUCCCAAGAAUAUGAUGGUUAAAAUUCCUGGUUCAGGAAUGAGCUCUCGCACAACAUCCCCAGUUUCAGUAAAGUCAACUAGUCCACGUCGAUCUUAUGAAGUAGCAGCUGCGGAAUCUAAACAAAUAAAAGACAGUUUUAAUCAUGAUAUGGCGGGUCUAAAGGAACAGGUAGAACAACUUACUUCCAAAACUCACCAACUUGAAGAGGAACUCGAAAAAACCAAAAGGCAGUUAAAAGUGGUCACUGCAAUGGCAGCAGAUGAAGCAGAAGAAAAUAGAUCUGCAAAGGAGGUUAUUAGAUCUCUCACCACUCAGUUGAAGGAAAUGGCUGAAAGACAAUCUCAAAAGGAUGCUAUUAGCACCAACUCAAAGCGCACAGACAAAGAGACAUCAGAGAUAACUCAGACUAGUAACCAAACACAUAUAAGAAGCAUGGUUUCUCAUGAUAGUCAACAUGAGAACAAUCUAACAAGUAGGAGCUUCGCUAAUGGGCAUAGGAAACAGAAUGAGAAACCAGAGAGGGUUGUGCAAGACGAACCAGGAGUGUAUUUAACAUUGUUGGCUUUACCUGGUGGUGGUACUGAACUCAAGCGUGUCCGGUUCAGCCGGAAACAAUUUACCGAAGAACAAGCGGAGAAGUGGUGGGGUGAAAAUGGAGCUAAAGUGUGUGAGCGCCACAACAUUCUAGUUUCUUAGGACUCCUGUCUUCUCCAAUAGAGAGAGACUAACAGAGAUAAAGAAAAGAUAGUGACAUAUAGAAUAAAAAUAGAGAAACACAUGGAUGCAGAUUUUAUUUGUUUUGGAACAUGAUGUUUUUCUGCUGUUCAUAGAAAAAAAUGUUUGUUGUAAAUUAUAUAUUUAAUUCAAUUUUUUUUUUUUA
Molecule: messenger RNA, 4029 nt
Organism: Arabidopsis lyrata subsp. lyrata
Lineage: Eukaryota; Viridiplantae; Streptophyta; Magnoliopsida; Brassicales; Brassicaceae
Exons: 8
Coding region: 690-3845 (1051 amino acids)
Molecular function (GO): metal ion binding
Source: RefSeq, a predicted model, not a curated record